AUGUCUAAUGCUGAAUUCUGUGAUUAUUCGUUGACGACGUUCGAUUGCAAUGGGCGUUUGCGGCAGGUGGAUUAUGCUUUGGCGAUGGUGAAUCGCAAUGCGCCUAGUGUGGGAAUUGUUGGCUGCGAUAGCGUUUUGCUGGCUUCGAUUAAACGCGACUGCACGCCGCUGAUGGAGCCCGAAACGCUGCUGAAUAUGCAAUGUCUAAACAAGAAGUUGGGCAUAGUAUACGCCGGACAUGAGCCGGACUAUCGCGUGAUGGGCAAUUAUGCGCUCAAGACUGUGGCCGCUUUUGAUGCUGCUCAUCAUGAGAUCAUAUCUAUUCAAAAGCUGGUCACCUCAGUUAGCCAACUUAUGCAGGAGAACACCCAAACAGUUGGCACUCGUCCCUUUGCUGUCUCCUUGCUCACCUGUGGCCAUCAGCGUGGCGCUGCUCAGCUCUAUGAAACGCUGCCUGGUGGCGAUUUUCGCACUUAUCAAUGCGCUGCCAUUGGCAAAGCUGCCGAGAAGCGCCGCCAGUUUAUGAUAAAUAAACAUAAAUGGUCACUGGAUUUGGACGGCUGCAUGAAUCUGGCAUUGGAUGCUCUGCAAAAGGAUUACAAUGGCAUCUUGACUGCACCAAUGCUGCAAAUUGGUUAUGCCAACUGUGCGGGCUUCGCUGAGCUGUCGACAGAUGAAAUCACUAAAAUUCUACAGAAAUAUUAUCUAUGGGAAUAA
Molecule: messenger RNA, 717 nt
Organism: Drosophila busckii
Lineage: Eukaryota; Metazoa; Arthropoda; Insecta; Diptera; Drosophilidae
Product: proteasome subunit alpha type-2-like
Exons: 1
Coding region: 1-717 (238 amino acids)
Cellular component (GO): proteasome core complex, alpha-subunit complex; proteasome core complex
Source: RefSeq, a predicted model, not a curated record